Armigeres subalbatus is the source of this 1932-nucleotide messenger RNA. RefSeq lists its product as uncharacterized. The record is from RefSeq and is a predicted model, not a curated record. NCBI's taxonomy places the organism in Eukaryota, Metazoa, Arthropoda, Insecta, Diptera, Culicidae. Bases 150 to 1220 code for a protein of 356 amino acids. The transcript is spliced from 4 exons.
GGUUUCUAACGUUUCUGAAGCGAAUGAUCAGGAAAGGAAUCGAGGACCGAAGGUAAACAAAAUAUUAUCAUAAUGCCCAUCAUGCCCCAUCAGGCCUAAUUUACUACAAAAUAUAAUUUGAAUGGUCAACUAAAAACCUGCUAAAAACCAUGGAUAGAUCAAUCCAUACAAAGCAAAAGCAUACUCGCCGACGAUUGAAUCCGACCAUUCGGUGGAAUGAAGUUCAGACACAAGAAUUGUUGGUACAUGUCCUAGAGGAAGUAGGCAUUCAUCCCGGGAGUUUUGAGAAACCAACGGCUCAGAUUUUUUAUGCUAAAAUCUGUUCGAAGGCAUCUGUUGCUAUUCGGUAUAUCAGCUGGCAGAUCAUCAAAAAUAAAAUGCGUAAUUUGAAGACAUCUUUCCUAGCUACAGCUUUGUGGAAGGCCCAAGAAGGCGCAAAAUUGCUGGCCAAUGGCGGAGAUUGCUUGUACCAUGAUCACAUAAGGCGAGUUUGUCCACAUUUCGAUCUGUUGGAACGCCUUUAUGGGCACUUGGUUCAAGCGAACAUGGCCACAGGUAUGAUACCCGUUUCAAGCGAUGUGGAUGAGUACGCAGACGAGAUGAUUACCAACGACGUCCUGUCUUCGGAGCUGUAUUCAGCUGCCAAUGGUGGUAAUAAUCAGGCCAACAUCCCAUUUGAGAAUGUUCGAAUCAAGUUGGAAACAAAUGAGCACCCGAGUCAGCGCGAACCCGAUCAAGUGAAACACGCCGGCCAUAUCGCACAGAAUGCCGAAGCAGUCGAAGACUACAUCGCAGAACGAGCUCAAUUGGCGUACACACCGGAACCAUCGACGGCCAGCAAUAGCGAAACGGAUUUCUAUGCAAAGCGAGCUUUAAUGGAUAGGUUUCCGAGAAAAAGGCCAGCGUCCGAUACUUCCUCCGUUUUCCAGCUGGUGGUGAUGCAGGAGAAAAAGCUUAAGUUUGAAGUCAUGAAAUUGCAACAGCAAUUGGAUUUGGAACGGCAGAAGCUAGAUCUGGAACGGCAGAAGCUAUGCCUAUCCAGGGAGCAGAAUAAUGUUGACCUGGAAAUGAAAAGGUUGCAGUUGGAACGAGAGACGGAGCUCAAAAAGCUCGAGCUGGAGCGAGAUGAAAGGAUUGCACUGGCUAAAAUGAAGCUGGAGGUGGAAAGUCUAGAGCGAAUCAGAAAAUAUGAGUUGGACUUGCAGGCUAACAGAUCUUGACUUCUAGAAUAAUGCUAUAUUUAUCUGAGAUCUCUAAACUGUAGUUUCAAACAUAAUAUAAAUUGAUAUAUACAGGUUAAUGUAAAAGCUCAGUGCAGGAAAAGCUGAAAUAAAUUAAGCGUUUAUAUUUUCCGCAUAGACGCAUUGAUUCGACGCAUAGGAAUUUAGAUAGAUUGUAUAGUGCCGGAUCCGCAUGGUAUGAGUGUUAAUAGGAUCAAUUACUAAAUACCUACCAUUCAAUGGAAGUGCUGGUUCACUUAUUCGAUUCAGAAAUGUUAAAAUGGAAAGUAAUUUAAAAAAAUCAUUAGAAUUAGAAUACGUACAAACCAAUUUCUGAUACUUAAUUCAUUUCUAUGGUUUUGAACCAAUGAGAAUAUGUUCUUAUAUCACAAAAAAUUAAACUAAUUUUAAACAGUUUGGAUAACACGCUUCCAUUAUUUUAAUUCUUUCUUAAAACUUUUUAAUAAAAACAAACAAUUGCGAUGGAUCUGCCUCCUCCCAGUGAGCUGAACAAGGAAAACAUUCUUCCGAGCGGGUUCAACAGUUUGACAAUAUUUCGGAUCCGAACGCCUCUUUACUAUCAAGAUUUUAGAUAUCUACUACUUCGGGGUCGUACACUAAUUACGUAAGCACUUAUAGGGGAAGGAAGGGGGAUCUGUCAUUUUCUUACGCACUAUAGAGACUACGUCGGACUACGGCAACGCAACAUUAA